Messenger RNA from Podarcis muralis (Common wall lizard), 1681 nucleotides. Lineage: Eukaryota; Metazoa; Chordata; Lepidosauria; Squamata; Lacertidae. The record is from RefSeq and is a predicted model, not a curated record.
CAGGUAAAGGGAGGAGCUUGAAGGACUGCUGCAACCGCGAACGGGGAUGGAGAUCUGACGACGAGUAGGCGGGCCUUACAGGCCACCCCUCGCCCCUCCUCCCCCGGCUUGCCGGUCAGUCAGGUGCCUCAGGAUGCGCGGUUGGUGCUUCAGCCUGUGGUGGAGCCGACGGCGGCUGAGAGAGACGCGGCUCUGGCGGGAAGGCCGGGUGUCGCCGCCGCCUCGUCACCGCGGGCUGAGGAGGCGCGUCUUCUCCGCUCCGGGCCCAGGCGCCCCCUCAGGGUCGUACCUGCCGCCGGCAGCCGCAUGAGCUCUCGGCGGCUCCUCCCGCGGGCAGCGCCUCCCCCCUUAUGGAGGAGCCGCUCCCUCCUCCUCCUCUCCCCGCAUGGAGCCUUUCGCAGCCCGCAGCCCGCGCCGCCCCGCUCACCCGCCGCUGCCGGCGGACGGCGCGGACGGCGAAGAGGAUGAGGGCGCGGCGGCGGCCACGGCCAGCUGGAGGACGGCGGCGUCGGGAGCGGCCUCGUGCGAUGGCGGCGGCCUGCUGUGGACGGCCGUGUUCGAGUACGAGGCGUGCGGCGAGGACGAGCUGAGCCUCCGCCCGGGCGACGUGGUGCAGGUGCUCUCGCAGGACUCGCAGGUGUCCGGAGACGAAGGCUGGUGGACCGGCCAGCUCGACCAGCGCGUCGGCAUCUUCCCCAGCAACUACGUGACCAGCAGCUGCAGCAGCAGCAGCCGCCUCUGCCUCCGCCAGGGGGGCGCCGCCGAGCUCCAGUCCCGCUACCCGCAGACGCCCGCCAUACAGUUACGGGAGAUUGACUUCUCUGAGCUGGUUCUGGAGGAAAUCAUUGGAAUUGGAGGCUUUGGGAAGGUCUAUCGUGCAAUUUGGCUUGGAGAAGAAGUUGCCGUCAAGGCAGCUCGGUAUGAUCCAGAUGAAGACAUCAGUGAGGCUAUUGAGAAUGUUCAUCAAGAAGCCAAGCUCUUUGCCAUGCUAAAACACCCCAACAUAAUUGCACUUAAAGGCGUAUGCCUAAAGGAACCUAACCUUUGCUUAAUCAUGGAGUUUGCCCGUGGAGGGUCACUGAAUAGAGUGCUGUCUGGUAAAAGAAUCCCACCAGACAUACUAGUGAAUUGGGCUGUCCAGAUUGCUGGAGGAAUGAACUAUCUGCAUGAUGAAGCAAUUGUUCCUAUUAUACACCGGGAUCUGAAGUCCAGCAACAGUAAGUGGGGAGUAUAGCGGGUGUGAUGUUGGGACUUACAGAGAAGUGGACAGCAUAGAUAAAAUGUUAGUAACUUGAAAUAUAUUCCAUCCACAUAAGCUUGAGGACAAAACUGAUGAGUAGGCUAGAAUGAAAGGCAGGGGCAUGAAAGCUUCCCAUGAGACUUACUCUUAAGAGAACCAGUGGUGUAGUGGCUAGACAGAUGGAUUGGGGAGGCCCAGAUUCAAAUCCCCAUUCAGCCAUUAAUCCUAAUGUAUGGUAUUGGACCAGUCAUUGUGUCGUGGCCUGAACUACCUCACAGAGGAGUUAAAUUAAAGCACAGAGAACUAUGUAUGCCAGACUAUGCGAGCUAAUUGGAGAAAUGGUGGGAUAUAAUAAACAAAUAAGGAACUGCUAAUGAACAAAAAGAGAAUGGCAAGAAAACAGUGUGGUGUAGUGGUUAGGAGCGGUAGAUUCUUAAUCUG